CCGCCGCCCCCGCUGAGCCGGCCCGGUCCGCAGGGCCCUCUCGGAGGCGGCGGCUUUGCAGGCUUGGAGUUCGCGCCGCCGCAGGAGCCGGAACCUCGGGCCGCGGACCUAGGGGCCCCGGGGACAUGGGCCGGAGCGGCGGGGCCCCCACCGCCGUCGGCGCACAUCCCGGUGCCAGCGCAGAGAGCCCCCGCAGGAAAAGCCCGGCUGGACGAGGUCAUGGCUGCCGCGGCCCUCACAAGCCUGUCCACCAGCCCCCUCCUGCUGGGGGCCCCAGUUGCGGCCUUCAGCACAGAGGCCAGCCUGGAGCCCUGGAAGGAGGCCCCAGUGCAGCCACCAGGCAGCUGCAGCAGCAGCAGCAGUGGAGACUGGGGCUGGGACCUAGCCAGUGACCAGUCCUCUCCGUCUACCCCGUCGCCCCCGCUGCCCCCUGAGGCAGCCCACUUCCUGUUUGGGGAGCCUGCCCCGAGGAAGAGGAAGAGCUCGGCGCAGGUGCUGUUCCAGUGUCUGUGGAAGCGCUGCGGGAAGGUGCUGAGCACGGCCUCCGGGAUGCAGAGACACGUCCGCCUGGUGCACCUGCGGCGGCAAGCAGAGCCAGAGCAGAGUGACGGCGAGGAGGACUUCUACUACACAGAGCUGGAUGCUGGCCUGGACACACUGACCCGCGGGCUGGCCAGCCUGAGCCCGGCAUCCCCCACUGCCUCUGUGCCACUCACCUUCUCCCACCUGGAGCUGCCAGAGCCCUUGGCCACCCCCCAGGUGUGGCACCGUGACCACGCCUACCAGGGCUGCCCAGCACCCGUCCACCUGGAGCCACCACCCCCCACAGUCAGGGCCUGCACACCAGCCCUGCCUUCCAAGUUUGCUGCCAACCCGAGGAAGCCCCGAGGUGAUGCCAAGAAGUGCCGGAAAGUAUACGGCAUGGAGCACCGGGACCUGUGGUGCACGGCCUGCCGCUGGAAGAAGGCCUGCCAGCGCUUCCUGGACUGAGCCCCACCCCCGUGCUGCUGCCUGCCCGCCCGGGCUCGUGAAAGGGGAAAAUAAGCUGCCCACCCCUCCUGGCCAGGGGCAUCUUCUAGCCACAGAGUCUACUUUUUAAUGGGGAGGGGGGAGCCAGUGACCCUGGACCCCCAGAGGUGGGGGGGGGGGGCUCCAUCACUCAAAGUGCCUCUGAAGAAACCAGCCUUUUGCACUAAAGCCAAACCCCAUGACUGCCCCCUUGGCCCCGGGGUCCCUGGGGGGGGGAGCACUGCCCUGCCUGCCCGUGGGCCCAGGGACUUGUCAAGGGUGCUGAAGGGCCUGGAAGCCACACGGGAGCCAGUCCUUGAUGCACUUUGAGGGGUGUCAGGGAGGGGCCUCCCCUGCCCACACUUAACCUGACGGUU
Messenger RNA from Ceratotherium simum simum (southern white rhinoceros), 1385 nucleotides. The record is from RefSeq and is a predicted model, not a curated record. Lineage: Eukaryota; Metazoa; Chordata; Mammalia; Perissodactyla; Rhinocerotidae.